Molecule: messenger RNA, 371 nt
Organism: Striga asiatica
Lineage: Eukaryota; Viridiplantae; Streptophyta; Magnoliopsida; Lamiales; Orobanchaceae
Source: the annotation of a GenBank genome assembly
UGACAGAAACUAAGGAACGAAAGCGUGGAGAGACUCGUUGUAACUGCCCAGCUCGAAUGAGUGUGGUGAAACAUUUUGUAGAGAAGCACAAUCAUCCGCUCGCUACUCCUAGGAAGGUUCACUUGUUGAGAUCUCAUAGAGGUGUAUCAGCCACCAAAAGAGCGCUUGUCCAGGAGUACACGGAGGCAAAUAUACCCACAUGCAAACAAUGUGAUCUUAUUUAUGAUACGCCAUUUGAUUUUGAAGUAGGUGAAUCUUUGCAAGGCAGACGUGGUGCACUGAUGAAAAUAACAAGAGAACUAAUCGAUGAUGCAUCGUUGACUGAGGCGAGAAGCAAGUUUCUAAUGGAAAAGCUCAAAGGUUUGAAAUGG